Molecule: messenger RNA, 522 nt
Organism: Lolium rigidum
Lineage: Eukaryota; Viridiplantae; Streptophyta; Magnoliopsida; Poales; Poaceae
Product: (R)-specific enoyl-CoA hydratase-like
Exons: 3
Coding region: 1-522 (173 amino acids)
Source: RefSeq, a predicted model, not a curated record
AUGCGUCUCGCCGUCCCGCUCGUCCGCGCGGUGUCGACCUCGGCCUUAGGGUCCGCGGCGGCGUCGCUGAAGGUGGGCGACGCGCUGCGCUCGGACCGGCGGCGGUUCACGGAGGGCGACGUGGCGGCGUACGCGGCGUUGAGCGGCGACCGGAACCCGGUGCACCUGGACGAUGCUGUCGCCCGUGGGGCUGGCGGGUUCUCUCGCGGCCGCGUGGUCCACGGAAUUCUCGCCGCCUCCCUCUUCCCCGCCCUCAUCGCCUCCCGCUUCCCUGGAGCCGUGUACGCCAGCCAGUCGCUCAGGUUCGCGGCGCCGGUGCACGUCGGCGACGAGGCGGUCGCGGAGGUGAAGGCGCUCAACAUCAAGACCAGCGGCGGAAGGCACAUCGUCAAGUUCUCCACCAAGUGCUUCACCAUUGGUGGUGAUGAAGACGACGAUGAGGAGGGGACUCUCGCGAUCGACGUUGAGGCCAUGGCGUUCCUGCCCACGCUGCAGCUCAGCUCGCAGGGCAUUGCUGACUGA